Messenger RNA from Funneliformis caledonium, 330 nucleotides. Lineage: Eukaryota; Fungi; Glomeromycota; Glomeromycetes; Glomerales; Glomeraceae. The record is from the annotation of a GenBank genome assembly.
AUUAUGCAUAAUAUCAUAUACAAUACAAUUAAAGAUUCAAACGGGAAGAUUGCAAUAGACUGGACUCGAAAGACUUCGGAGAAGGGAAAUGAAAAAGUCGACUUAGACUAUAACAUAUGGUUAAGUCAAAUGAAAGCAACUGAACAGAAAAUACAACAAACUACAUUCCAAUCACGAAACAUCCCAGACUGGAUGGCACAGUAUCGUAUUGGUGAUUUUUUGUAUGAGUUUUUGUAUGGUGAGGCCGCUGGUCCACCAUAUCAAUCUAUUACUGUUCGAACUGAAGGAAAUCGUCAGAAAUUAAUUCGUUUUAUGUCUCGAAGUGUAUGA